Molecule: messenger RNA, 1329 nt
Organism: Fusarium sp. VM40
Lineage: Eukaryota; Fungi; Ascomycota; Sordariomycetes; Hypocreales; Nectriaceae
Source: the annotation of a GenBank genome assembly
AUGAUCAACGAUGCCCGCGGUAACACGACAGACCCAUCCUCGCGACUAGUCAUUGUGAUGGUGGGACUGCCUGCAAGGGGGAAAAGUUUCAUCGUCAAAAAGCUCGCUCGUUAUCUUAACUGGCUACAACAGUCUACGAGGAUCUUUAAUGCCGGAGAAUUGAGACGAAAAGCAGCUCUAGCGUCCAGUGGGGAUACAGCGUCCGCAUCACAGCGCACCUCACUGUCGUCUUUCUUUGACCCGAGUAACAAUGAAAACGUUUCGAAGCGCGAUGAAAUUGCUCUCAGUGUUCUGAACGAGCUGAUUGAGUGGAUAAUGCAAGACGACAGCCGCGUGGGAAUUCUCGAUGCUACCAAUAGCACCCGCCAGCGACGAAGGCUUAUCCUUGAACACAUAAGAGUCCUUGCAGGGCCAGAUUUGCCGGUGCUCUUUCUAGAGAGCUGCUGUUCGGAUAGUGCAAUUCUGGAAAGAAACUUUGCUUUGAAGCUUUCUGGUCCAGACUACCGGACGCAAGACCCGCAGCAGGCACUGAAUGAUUUCAAGCAACGAGUCGCUUUGUACGAGCGAGCAUACGUCACAAUCGGCAAGGACGAAGAGGCUGAGAAUUUUUCCUAUGUGAAAAUCAUCGAUGUUGGCCGUAAGAUUAGCGCACAUAUGGUUCAAGGCUUUUUGUCUACGCAGAGUGAGGACGAUAGAGUAGGGCGAAUAGGAAGAGAUUCUAAUCUCAGUGAUCUGGGAAAACGAUACGCAGAGGAUCUUGCCCAAUUCGUGCAGAACGAAAACGCCUCUUGGCAACCACAACCAGCAGGAGAGUCACUCAGGAAGCUCAGCAUCUGGAUGUCGACAAUGAUUCAGGCCUCCCAAACAGCGGAAGCUUUCCCAGACCAUAAUUUCAAGAAGACAAAGCAGAAAAUUCUGGACGAUAUCAAUGCUGGUGAUAUGGCGGGCGCAACAUUCGAAGAGAUUCGAGACAACUUUCCUAAGGUGUAUGGGGCACGAAAACAACACAAGCUUCUCUACAGAUGGCCAGGUCUGGGAGGAGAAGCGUACGCUGAUGUCAUAAAGCGGCUGAGACCGAUGAUCGUGGAACUCGAGAGGUCUAAAGAACAUCUUCUGGUAAUCUCUCAUCGUGCAAUCAUUCGGGUUCUCUUGUCGUACUUCUUGGAUCUACAACGAGAGGACCUGCCUGAGAUGCCGAUCCCUAAGGAUACUGUAUUUUUGCUGGAGCCGCAACCUUAUGGAAUGAUCUUCCGGGCGUUCGCACAUGACGACAACAAUAGAACUUUCGCGGAGGUGGAUGAUGUGAGGAAGCAAUUCAAAGGUAAUUAA